GGGCCCGCCGUCUGGGGCGGCGCCGAGGGCGGGCAGCGGCCCGGCCUGGGGCCGCGGGAACCCUCGGCGGGCUGUCCGUCUGGGCCCAGCCCGAAGCCGCCCUCGGCUUCCCGCUGCCGCCCUCGGCUUCUGGACCGCUGACAUUUGGCGGGAUUUUGGAGGACCUGGACGUGGACCUUGGGACCCUUGCCGGCAUCUUUCAGAAGCCUCCCUGCCCCGUGCAGGCCGCAGGGGUGACCCCAGGGCCUCGCCCAGGCUCUACCCGACCUUCCUGCUCUAGGCCCGUACUAGACCCUCAUCCCACGCUGGCGCCGGCCGCCUCCCAGCAGCCCCCUUUCGUAGACGAGGACGCUGAGGUCAGAUAGGUGAACUAAGUUGUUUGAGGUCGGCUGGUAAGCGGCCAGGUGGGGCCUGGAAUCUGGUCAAGCCUCGGCACUUGGCUGCUCUGCCCCCGUCGGCAGGGGAUGAAGGUUUCCUGGGGGCAGCUUCACUGGGCGAGGCGCCCGGAGUAGGCAUGGUGGCCUCACACGGCUCCCUUCUCAGCUGGCUCUCGGCUGGGGCCUCGGUUUGCUUGGGCCUGCCACUAGCCGAGUGUAGGCGGCUAAGCAGCGGGGCAGCGGGGCAGCCCUGCCUGACCUGUUGAAGCUGGCCAGUGAUGCUAGAAGGGACAGGCGUGCUUCUGUCCCCGCCCCGGGCCCUUCCUCUUGGAGCCAUUUGCUUGUGAUGGUCUUGUCUCUCCCCUGCUGCUGAGAGUCACUGAGGUGUCUCCGGCUUGGGUGGGGGAGGGUGUCCUCCGGGAGAGUGGAAAGUGGGCUGGACCCUCAGUGUCCUCAGUGCUCACCUUGCAGGCCAGUGGGGGGUUGUAAGGGGUGGUGCCUUAGGGUACUGACCCGGCAGCAGGUGUGAGAUGCCCGGAGGCCUGGUGGGGGGUGGGGACCCCAGCGUACAGCAGGACGUAUUAUGAGCGGGGGACCCAAUUAAACUUGGUGCCUGACCGCACGCUGGGCUGGCAGUGGGAAGCUUGGAGGCCCUGCUCUGCCCGUCUUCUGAGACCUAUCCGUGCGUUGAUGUGACAGGGGCCCAGGCAGGUGUGUGCCCUGACGUUUCCGCCUUUGUUUGGCUGCACUUAAACCUGGGUUCUGCGCCCUGGGGACAGGUUGGCACUUAACGUUCCUGAAAGUGCAGCUGAAAAAUGGCUCGCCCUGGGUUACCCUGAGAUGUUCUUUGUGGCUCCCAGGGGUCAGCUCGUAGCCACAGGGUGAAGGAAGUCAAGAGAGGAGCGCUGUGGCUCCAAGGGGCCCUGCAGUGGCCUGCCCUCCAGCGCCAAGCCCAGGGGGGUCGCUCACCAAGCUGGCCUACUACUCCACCGUGCAGCACAAGGUUGCCAGAGUGCGCUCCUUCGAGUCCUCGGGCAGGGACACAGAGCAGGACCACGAGCCGCCCUACGAGAUCUCAGUCCAGGAGGAGGUCACUGCCCGGCUGCAUUUCGUCAAGUUCGAGAACACCUACAUAGAAGCUUGUCUGGACUUCAUCAAAGACCACCUCGUCAACACUGAGACCAAGGUCAUCCAGGCCACCGGGGGCGGGGCGUACAAAUUCAAGGACCUCAUUGAAGAAAAACUGCAGCUGAAAGUGGACAAGGAGGACGUGAUGACCUGCUUGAUAAAGGGCUGCAACUUCGUGCUGAGGAACAUCCCACACGAGGCCUUCGCAUAUCAGAAAGAUUCCGACCCUGAGUUCCGAUUCCAGACCAAUCACCCCGACAUUUUCCCGUACCUUCUGGUCAACAUCGGCUCUGGAGUGUCCAUUGUGAAGGUGGAGACGGAGGACAGGUUCGAGUGGGUUGGCGGCAGCUCCAUUGGAGGUGGCACCUUCUGGGGACUCGGGGCUCUGCUCACCAAAACAAAGAAGUUUGACGAGCUGCUGCAUCUGGCCUCCAAGGGCCAGCACACAAGUGUGGACAUGCUGGUGCAGGACGUGUAUGGGGGUGCCCACCAGACCCUGGGGCUGAGCGGCGACCUCAUCGCCAGUAGCUUCGGGAAGUCGGCCGCUGCCGACAAAGAGUUCUCCAAGGAGGACAUGGCCAAGAGCCUGCUGCACAUGAUCAGCAAUGACAUCGGGCAGCUCGCCUGCCUGUACGCGAAGCUGCACUGCUUGGACAGGGUGUACUUCGGCGGCUUCUUCAUCCGGGGCCACCCCGUCACCAUGCGCACCAUCACCUACAGCAUUAACUUCUUCUCCAAGGGGGAAGUCCAGGCGCUGUUCUUGAGACACGAAGGCUACCUGGGAGCCAUCGGAGCGUUUCUCAAAGGAGCAGAACAAGACAACCCCAACCAGUACAGCUGGGGAGAAAACUAUGCCGGCAGCUCCGGGCUGAUGAGCUCAUCCCCGGAGCUCUGCCCAACACAGCGGGUGAGGAGCGGCACUUUCGACCUUCUGGAGAUGGACCGGCUGGAGAGGCCGCUGGCCAACCUGCCACUCCUUCUGGACCCGUCCUCCUACGUGCCCGACACGGUCGACCUCACGGACGACGCCCUGGCCCGCAAGUACUGGCUCACCUGCUUCGAGGAGGCCCUGGACGGGGUGGUGAAACGCGCCGUGGCCAGCCAGCCAGGCUCCGUGGACGCAGCCGAGCGGGCGGAGAAGUUCCGGCAGAAAUACUGGCGCAAGCUGCAGACGCUGCGACACCAGCCGUUUGCUUACGGGACGCUGACCGUGCGCAGCCUUCUGGACACGAGGGAGCACUGUUUGAAUGAGUUCAACUUCCCGGACCCCUACUCCAAAGUCAAGCAGAAGGAAAACGGGGUCGCACUGAAGUGUUUCCCGAGGGUGAUCCGCUGUCUGGACGCCUUGGGCUGGGAGGAGAGGCAGCUGGCCCUGGUGAAAGGCUUGCUGGCGGGGAACGUCUUCGACUGGGGAGCGAAAGCCGUCUCUGACGUCCUUGAAUCUGACCCCCAGUUCGGCUUUGAGGAGGCCAAGUCGAAGCUGCAAGAGCGGCCGUGGCUCGUGGACUCCUACGGCAAGUGGCUUCAGAGACUGAAGGGGCCCCCUCACAAAUGUGCCUUAAUUUUCGCAGAUAACAGUGGAAUAGACGUCAUUUUGGGAGUCUUCCCCUUUGUCAGGGAGCUUCUCUCUAGAGGGACGGAGGUCAUCCUGGCGUGCAACUCGGGACCCGCCUUGAAUGACGUGACAUACUGUGAGUCCCUCAUCGUGGCUGAGCGCAUCGCGGCCAUGGACCCCGUCGUCCACUCGGCGCUCAAAGAGGAGAGGCUACUGCUGAUGCAGACGGGCUCCAGCUCCCCGUGUCUGGACCUCAGCCGCCUGGACAAGGGGCUGGCCGUGCUGGUCCGGGAGCGAGGCGCAGACCUGGUGGUGAUCGAGGGCAUGGGCCGCGCCGUGCACACCAACUACUAUGCGGCCCUGCGCUGCGAGAGCCUCAAGCUGGCCGUGAUCAAGAACUCCUGGCUGGCCGAGCGGCUGGGCGGCCGGCUCUUCAGCGUUAUCUUCAAGUACGAGGUCCCGGCCGAGUGAGGCGCCCGCCCCGCCACCCUCCUCCGCUCGUCGGGAACGUACUUCGACCACAACAGGGAGACCGAGUUCCGAUCGGAAUAUUUAUGUCGCGCGCCUGUGACUGAGAGCCGGGUGCGCCCGGGUGGGAGCGUGGGCGCGUGUGGCAUCGGGGUCCCUACGAUGCUGCCGCGUCCGUGGCGGGAGACGCAACUCUGUCCUGUGAGACAUUCGUAUUGGAAUAUAUUUAACUGUUAAAUAAUCUUUUAUAUAUAUAUAUAUACAUAUGUACGUAUAGAUAUAAAUAUAUGCACAUGUCUCCAACAGGUCA
This is a messenger RNA of Leopardus geoffroyi (Geoffroy's cat), 3838 nucleotides long. It is a transcript of the gene PANK4, whose product is annotated as pantothenate kinase 4 (inactive). NCBI's taxonomy places the organism in Eukaryota, Metazoa, Chordata, Mammalia, Carnivora, Felidae. The transcript is spliced from 19 exons. The record is from RefSeq and is a predicted model, not a curated record. The coding region runs from base 1651 to 3531 and encodes 626 amino acids. Gene Ontology annotation, cellular component: nucleus; cytosol. Gene Ontology annotation, molecular function: ATP binding; pantothenate kinase activity. Gene Ontology annotation, biological process: coenzyme A biosynthetic process.